This is a messenger RNA of Phragmites australis (common reed), 1837 nucleotides long. RefSeq names its product polygalacturonase At1g48100-like. The transcript is spliced from 7 exons. Gene Ontology annotation, molecular function: polygalacturonase activity. Lineage: Eukaryota; Viridiplantae; Streptophyta; Magnoliopsida; Poales; Poaceae. The record is from RefSeq and is a predicted model, not a curated record. Gene Ontology annotation, biological process: carbohydrate metabolic process. The coding region runs from base 226 to 1593 and encodes 455 amino acids.
UGGUCGAUUGAUUACGAUGGUACAACAGAGUUAUUCCUGUUCGAGAAAGGAAUUCCUUGCAAUCAAUGCCCAUUUCCUAUCAUGAGGGGCGAGAUCGACCGUGUCAAUCCAUAUAUAUACACUGCCAUGUAAGAUGGAUUACUCACAUGCAUUUGCAUUCCUGGUGGUAAUUUGCCUUCGCCACACGAUCGAGUGAGCCUGGGAACUAAGCUGAAAGGCGAUGUAAUGGGGCUGAGAAUCCCAAACGGCUCUGUCAAUGCCACCUUCCUCUUCGUCCUGCUUGUGCUCGUUACCACCACGUUCUUGACCCAUCACUGCCUCGCGAGAAGAGAAGCUGAAGCGGAUCAUCGGCGAACGCCCCUUGCACGGCACCGCCCGGCGCCGCCGCUGCCGCCUGUUCCAACCGUUUCGCCACCGUCGUCCUCGGCGACCUUCAGCGUGACGCACUACGGCGCCGUAGGGGAUGGUACCACGGACGACACCAAGGCGUUCGCCGACGCCUGGUCCGCGGCGUGUGGCGUCGGGGCGUCGACGGUGGUGGUGCCGGCGAGCUACGUGUUCCUCGUCGGCCCCAUCACGUUCACGGGCGAUUCUUGCGAGGCCAACACGGUCUUUCAGGUGGAUGGCACGAUCCUUGCAGACACAGGCUCAACGGCAUGGCACUCCGGGGAUGUGACGCAGUGGCUGGAGUUCAAGAACGUCAGGGGUCUCACCAUUCAAGGGUCCGGCACCGUCGACGGUCACGGCAGCCAAUGGUGGAGCGGCCGAGACGGCGAUGACGACGCCACGAGGGAGCUUGACCCUGAUCGUGUCGGAACAAGCAACAGACCAACGGCUGUGAGGGUGUACCAGGGCGCGAACGUAACCGUGACGGGGAUAACAAUCAGGAACAGCGCAAAGUUCCACCUCACCUUCGACACCUGCCGGGACGUUGAGGUGCACGGCGUCGCCGUCUCGUCGCCCGGCGACAGCCCCAACACCGACGGCAUCCACCUCACCGGCUCCGUCGGCGUCUCCAUUCACAACACCACCCUUGCUUGUGGUGACGACUGCAUCUCCAUACAGGACGGCUGCUCCGACGUGUUCAUCCGCAACGUGAAAUGCGGCCCGGGCCACGGCAUCAGCAUCGGCGGGCUCGGCAAGGGCGGCGCCACGGCCGUCGUCUCCGACGUCUCCGUGCAGGAUGUCACGCUGAACCAGACGAUGACCGGCGUCCGGAUAAAGACCUGGCAGGGAGGGUCAGGCUCGGUCACGAACGUGCGGUUCUCCAACGUGCAGGUGUCGGGCGUGAAGAUACCGAUCGCGAUCGACCAAUACUACUGCGACCACACGACGUGCACCAACCAGACGUCAGCGGUGGCCGUGUCCGGCGUCGCGUACCAGGGCGUCGCCGGGACGUACACGGAGCGGCCGGUGUACCUGGCAUGCAGCGACGCCGCGCCGUGCUCGGGGAUCCACCUGGCCGACAUACAGCUCGCGCCGGUGAAGGACGGCGGGUACCACCUCCACGGGCCGUUCUGCUGGAAGGCGUACGGCGACGUGGUGCGGCCGGUAGAGCCGCCGGUCGAGUGCCUGAUGGCCGGUGGCCCCUGAUGGACGGCCGGUUGACGGGAUUUCUUUCCCUCACGAUCAGUGGAGCGGCAGUUUAGAAAUGGUAAAGGAAAUACGGUACGUUGCGUUGAAAUGUGCGCUGUGCGGUCGCUGUAGAACGCCGACCCCGGCCCUUUGUAAGUGGCUACAAGGAUUGUUCAGGUACAUGACAAUUUAGGAUAUGACAGUUGCUACAGAGAACUAUACGGAUACGAGAUUUAUAUGGUUCAAGACUUGCAAGUGUUCC